AUGAGCUGGUUUAUACUUGCUCGCCGUAAAAAGUAUUGGAUAAUGAAUGUUGUGAUACAGUGUGUUCGCAUGACAACCACGCUUCAGCGCGCUGAGCUGUUGCUGUUUUAUUGGUUUACCUUCAGUUCGCCAAUAUACUGUCGUGUCUCAUUUAGUGCAAACGUAGCGGAAAUUGAGGCAGUGAUGUUUGAAGAUAAAGAAACAAUGUUAAAUAACAAGAUAUUUAAGCUGGAGAAACAACUAACAAAAAGGGAUGAACAGAUCGCAGGGCUUGUUGAUUUAAUUCAUGAUUAUGAGAGCUUAUUAAAUAGAAAUGAAGAGCAGGUAACUAAAAGGUUCCACGCAUUAUCUAUAGCAACAUCUGAAGUUUAUGAACUGUGCGCAAAAGUUAUGGAUUUUACGGAAAAUAUCAAUCUAAUGCAGAUAUUCAGUUCGAACUUUGAUGAAGCUGAAGAAAAUAAGCGACCUAUUCUAUCACAUGAGGGAAUAGGAAUGCAUUCUCAGAGAACACCAACACUUUGGAGCAAUGUACCAUCAGAUGUUCGAGAACGAUUCCCAAUGACAUUCGUCAGUGGAUAUGCUUUUCCAACGAGAUCCUGUCCAACACCUGUAUUUUUCUCGGGAAAGUAUGAAAAGAAAAGAAGUACCGUCAACGGCGAAAUGAAGCAUGAGAAGAAGGAAAGUAUUGACCUGUCUUUAUUUCCAUCAGUUACUAUAAAAAGCCAGUUGAAUGGGACUAACUUUCGUAAGGUUAAUCAAGAAAAUGAAAGUUUGGAAAAUAAUAAGCUUUUCUACAUGCCAAGUUUUGAAAAUGCAAAGUGCAUCCAGUCGUCACAAUACCUGGAGAAUGAACAUGAUGAAACAGAAAAAGAUCAAAUGAAUGUAGAAUGUAGUGAAACAAAAGGACCAUUGAUAAUUAUUUAG
Schistosoma turkestanicum is the source of this 924-nucleotide messenger RNA. Lineage: Eukaryota; Metazoa; Platyhelminthes; Trematoda; Strigeidida; Schistosomatidae. The record is from the annotation of a GenBank genome assembly.